AUGUCUGCCUCCUCGAGUGUUCUCCACUGCGUGUUCAAGGGCUGCCCCAACGUCCGCCUCUCGUUCACGGACAAGUGCGCGUUUCACAAAAGUCGCAGCAAGUGCUGUGUCCAAGACUGCCCCAACAUGGUGUACGCCCGCAACCGGUGCGUUCGCCACGGAGGCAAGAAAACGUGCCAGGUCCAGGGGUGCGGGGGGAACGUCCGCGGCGGCGACUGGUGCACCAAACACGGAGGCCACAUCGUCAAGCGGUACUGCACGACGGAGGGGUGCACGAAGCAGGCGCACGCACAGCAAAAGUGUGUCAGUCACGGCGGAGGCCGGUACUGUCGAGCCCCGGGGUGCAGCCAGCACAUUCGCGUCGGCGGGUUUUGCAACCAGCACCAACCGUCCAAGUCGCCCCCCUCUUCACCCACGAGCACGUCGACCUGCGUGUGGUGGGAGUCCGUCCUCCAUGCAUUGUACGUCAGCAGCGGCGCCGAAGACCUGGUCGAUGACGACGAUCUGACCUGGGUGGACGACUUUACAGCCAUGUUCGUGUAA
This is a messenger RNA of Aphanomyces invadans, 543 nucleotides long. RefSeq lists its product as hypothetical. Bases 1 to 543 code for a protein of 180 amino acids. The transcript has a single exon. The record is from RefSeq and is a predicted model, not a curated record. NCBI's taxonomy places the organism in Eukaryota, Oomycota, Saprolegniomycetes, Saprolegniales, Verrucalvaceae.